GCUUUUUCCGUUAUAUGACAUUUGUCAGAUGUCAACAGCACAAAGCGUUUUGAAUUUUGACUUUGCAUUGCACCAAAUUGUGGUUUGUUUACAUUUAAGAUAUCUUUAAACAACGCUUUACAAUGAGUUUGUGGGUUGAUAAACACAGACCCAAAGAUUUAAUGAAACUUGACUACCACAAGGAUCAAGCAUUGAGAUUGAAAAAUUUAGUUCAACAAAGCGAUUUUCCGCAUCUUCUUGUGUAUGGACCUUCUGGUGCCGGUAAAAAAACUAGAAUUAUGUGUUUACUACGAGAACUUUAUGGCUCUGGUGCCGAACGAUUGAGACAAGAAACGAUGCAUUUUACAACACCAUCUAACAAGAAAAUAGAAAUAAUGACAGUAAGUAGUAACUAUCACAUUGAGGUUAAUCCAACGGACGUAGGUAUUCACGAUAGAGUUGUUAUUAUGGACUUGGUUAAAAAUGUUGCUCAAACGCAUCAAAUUGAUUCUUCUGGUCAACGUGAGUUUAAGGUAGUUAUUUUAAAUGAGGUCGAUGACCUAACUAAAGAUGCGCAGCAUGCUUUACGUCGUACAAUGGAGAAAUACGUUGCUACAUGCAGGCUAAUAUUAAUCGCCAAUUCUAUAUCACGAGUUAUACCUGCUAUAAGAUCACGUUGUCUUACUAUCAGAGUUCCAGCACCCACAGAAAAUGAAAUAGCAACAGUAUUGCAUUCAGUGUGCAAAAAAGAAGGUUUAAGUCUUCCAUCUGAACUAGCAAUGCGUGUUGCUAAAGCUGCUGAUAGAAAUUUACGCAGAGCAUUACUUAUGUGUGAAGCAUGCAAAGUACAGAAAUAUCCAUUUUCACCAGAUCAAAAAGUUCCAGAACCUGACUGGCAGCAAUUUAUCAGAGAAACAGCUUCAAUGAUUUUAACAGAGCAAUCACCAAAGAAACUCGGUGAAGUGAGACAAAAGUUAUAUGAAUUAAUAAUCCAUGGCAUUCCUCCUGAUAUGAUAUUUUCAGGGCUUUUAUGUGAUCUAGUUCGUAAUUGCGAUAUUUCAAUUAAAUGUCAGAUUGCCAGCUAUGCAGCAGAGUAUGAACACCGAAUGAGACUGGGCAAUAAGCCAAUAUUUCAUCUUGAAGCCUUUGUAGCCAAAAGUAUGGCAAUAUAUAAAAAGUAUGUGGAAGAAUCCCUGGGUGAUGCGUUUUAAAUUGUAACAUGAAAAGAAAAUAAGAUAUUGUUAUUUGUAAGUUAAAUUAAAAUACUCAUUUUG
Messenger RNA from Papilio polytes (common Mormon), 1253 nucleotides. RefSeq names its product replication factor C subunit 3 (gene RfC38). Gene Ontology annotation, cellular component: DNA replication factor C complex; nucleus. Gene Ontology annotation, molecular function: ATP hydrolysis activity; DNA binding; DNA clamp loader activity. Bases 123 to 1190 code for a protein of 355 amino acids. Gene Ontology annotation, biological process: DNA-templated DNA replication; DNA repair. The transcript has a single exon. Lineage: Eukaryota; Metazoa; Arthropoda; Insecta; Lepidoptera; Papilionidae. The record is from RefSeq and is a predicted model, not a curated record.